This is a messenger RNA of Zootoca vivipara (common lizard), 4988 nucleotides long. RefSeq names its product Src homology 2 domain containing E (gene SHE). The record is from RefSeq and is a predicted model, not a curated record. Lineage: Eukaryota; Metazoa; Chordata; Lepidosauria; Squamata; Lacertidae. Gene Ontology annotation, molecular function: phosphotyrosine residue binding.
UCUUGCGAGAGCCAGCCGCCCUUUCGCCUUCCCUGUCCGGCAGCAGCGGCGAGAGAGGCGCCUUGGGACGGCGUGGAAAAGCAGCGGCCGGGGGUCCCGUCGAGCAAAAGCAGGUAAAAGCAAAACCAAACAGCGGAGCCCGAGGGCGCCAUGGGGCGACCCCACCCCAGGGCUGGAUGAAAGAGAGGGAGGGAUGAUACUUUGCCGCCCCCUCCCCGCCGUGUAAAAGGAUCCCCUUCUUGGAAAGACCCCUUUCCAUGCCCCUAAUAGUGACAGCCUUGAGAGGCAUCCGCCUCUUGUUUUCUGGCCCCCUCCCACCCCCAGGACCAAGAAGCCCCUGUUCUGCCUGCUAGCUGGAUCUCCCACAAAUGAUUUUUCUCCCCUGCCUCUUAUAAAGAAAAGUCUAUGUCUUUCUUCUUUUCCAAAAAUGAAAAUUUAGGACCCCUUCCGUCCGCUGCAAAGCAUUAUCUGAAAGUUUAGGAGAUAUAAUUUGUUGGAUCUCACUCCCCACCCCCACCCCCCCAAAAAGUGGGGAAGCACUAGUUGCCCUUCCUUCCAAAGCCCCUCCUAGUCACAAUUUAAAAUUCUCCCAUGCCACUACUCUGACUCCCAGCUCACCUCCUUGUUGGCAGAGAGAGAGAGAGACCAGUUGUCUACCCACUUUUUUGGGGGGGGGGCUACAGAGCUGGGCAAAUGAGGCAUUAAAAAUGGGGUUCAGGGGUCCUCCACCUUGAUGCGCUCUCCCAGUUGCUCAUAUUGCUGGAUGAGUUUUAUAUAGGUGUAACUGUUUUAUCGAUCCACCCAAAUUGAUGCUUCCCUCUCUCUGCUGACCAGGUCUGCUUCCUUUUAAACUCCUUUAUAAUUCAGUUGGAAGUGGUGGCUUUUAAUUCCUUGGGAGAAAGAGGAAUUGGGCGGGACAAGGUGACCAGGUAUUGGCCCUAAUCCUGGCCACCUCCUCACCUCCUUUGCCCAGGGAAUGCCUUUCCUAUCCUUUGGGCGCUGGGCCUCCCCUCGCCUCUGGCUGCCCUUUUCCGAGUUACGUGGCUGGGUUGUCAGGGGGCGCGUGGCCAGUUUGAGGCCUACAUCUCAGGCUCCCAAGACAGCCUGUGCCAGCCUCCGCACAGGCCUCCGCCCUUUCCCCAGCGGUACCCCAAACUCAGCUUCUCCUUGACCCCUGCUGCCGUGUGCUGCCCUCUGCCCCCCCCAUGGCUGCCAAGUGGUUCAAAGAGUUUCCGUCCAGCCUGAAAACGGUUUCGGAGAGAGCCAAGCCGGGCAGUGCCGCCAACCUUGGGAAGCUGUGCAGUGCCUCGCGCAAGAGCCUAGGUCCUUCCGAAGCAGGCACGGCAGCUUCCCUGCCCGGGAAGAACCGGAAAAACUCUGCUACUGAGCUGGGCAGCCCACGGACCCUGCUUCUGCCAGGGAAAGAUGGCGGAAGUGGACGGCUUUCGCGGGACAACCUCCAGGGCCUGCUGCAAGCCGCUGCGGGGAAGAUGCGGAAGAAUUCGCGGGUGGAUGGGGCCCCCGCGGACGAACCAGCACGGGGGGCACCCAAAGGCAACGCUGGCUCCGGGACCUACAUCAACCGGCUCAUCAAAGUGGAUGCUCACGAGAAAAACGGAAAGAACUACCCUGGAAGCGCCCCGAGUCCCACCCUGGUUGCAGCUCCCGAGUCAGAGAAGGCCAAACAGGAGACGGUUAUUAUCCUGGAAGAUUACGCCGACCCGUACGAUGCCAAGCGCACCAAGGGUCAGCGAGAUGCCGAGAGGCUGGGAGAAAAUGACGGCUAUAUGGAGCCAUACGAUGCCCAGCAGAUGAUCACCGAAAUCCGCAGGCGGGGUUCAAAAGACCCUCUUGUCAAAGCCAUCUUGCUGUUGGAUGAGCCAGCGGAGGCCAAAGGAGACCCCCCUCCUCCUGCUCCUGCUACAACUACAACUAUUAAGCGCCAAGGGGCCAAACCGCCACAGCUAUAUGACACCCCCUACGAACCGGCGGAAGCGGGGCCCAAGCCAGAGGCCCGGCUGCCGGAGAAUGACGAGCGGCCGCCAGCUGAGUACGAACAGCCCUGGGAGUGGAAGAAAGAUCAAAUUGUGAAAGCUCUCUCAGUGCAGUUUGACGGGUCGGAGAGACCCUCAGCGUUCAAGGAUGAAGUUCCAGCACAGCCGCGCCAACAGCAGCAUCGCCGCCAGCGGAGCUGGCCCUCCAAGAUGGUGAAGCCCAUGGCAGUGGCAGAUCCAGACCCAGAUGGGGACCGUGUGGAUCCUUCCCUCGCCUUGGAAAAACAGCCCUGGUUUCACGGCGCCAUCACUCGAACCGAGGCGGAGAGCCGGCUGCAGCCGUGCCGGGAAGCCGGCUACCUGGUCCGCACCAGCGAGACAGCGACCAGCAAGUACUCCAUCGCUCUCAAGACCAGCCAAGGAUGUGUCCACAUCAUCGUGGCCCAGACCAAGGAUCACAAGUACACGCUCGACCAGGCCGGCGGCCUCUUUGACAGCGUCCCCGAGGUGGUGUGCUAUUACUCCAGCGAGAAGCUGCCUUUCAAAGUGGCUGAGCAUAUGAUGUUGCGCUACCCGGUCGCAACACCGAGCAAGACCCACUAGCACCCCACCCCUGCCCCACCCCGCACACCUGGAAUCAGAACUGGGAUCCGACUGGAGAAACGCUGGACUGGGGAAGAUACACACUCAUGAAACGCCCACGAAUCAGCAGCGGAUCUUCCCCACAUUCUACCCCGAAUCUCCUCUCCGCUCAUGGACUCCCCCCCCCCACUUCCCCUCCCCCAAGAUCUCUGGGUUCAGCACCCUCUGUUUCUCGUGGAUUGGCCCUCCUCCUUUCCCUUCUGCACUGUAAUUUAUGUAUAAAUAAAUUCAUUCUGGCACAGGGCUGGGGGAAACAGUGGCCUUCCUGAUGUGGUUGGACUCCAACUCCCAGCCAGUGUGGCUGAUAGGGCCUGGAGGAAUCCUGGAGGAAUCCUGAGGAUCACUUGGUUCGGCUUCCUGCGAUGCAGGAUUAUGCAGCUGUCCCAUACAGGAAUCGAACCCACAACCUUGGCGUUACCAGCCCUACGCUCUAACCAGCUAAGCUAUCCAGGAGGAUGGGAGUUGCAGUCCAAUAGUUCCCCACUGGUUUCCCACCCCUAAUCUAGUGUGACCGAUCUGCUGUGCAGAUGAAAGGGUUUGGCGGCAGCAGUGCUGACCCCCAGGGACCCCCAUUAAGUUCUAUUGGGUGUUAUAAGGAAGGUUCGGACCUGAGAUUCUGUGGGGAGGGGAGAGAAUCAUCUUGUCUCAGAUUCUGUGGUCGACCACUUGUAUGUGGCCACCUUGAGCUCCUUGAAGGAAAAGAAAAAGUGGGCUAGAAAUCAAAUAAACAAACAAACAAACUAAUUCUAGUUUUGUCCCCAUCUUCCUCCUCCCCGGUGAGUUCUGAGGGCAGUCCGAAUCUCGUGGGGCAAGGUCUGUUUUUUUGCCCUCGCAAGUGAAGCCUCUGGCUGGUUUGUUGGCCAUGCUUGGGACUUCUAACACGGCAGGUCAGUUACUCACAACCCCCCACCCCACGAGGGUGACAACCAUCUGGAAAUCUCACCUGGGGACCACUUUUGCCUUGACCACCAUGUCUGGUACCACUUCCUAAGAUGGGCCUAUGCCAGUAAACAGGUGCCACACUUGACGUCUCCCAGGAGAUGAGAAGGGAAUCCCCCCUCCCAACCAUCAGCUCAGAUCCUUUCCUUUGCAGACCUCCCUGAGUGCCAUUUGCUGGAAAGGCAGGAUACGGAUUUAACAAAGCAAGGAGGCACUGCCAGGCUAAGCUUUCCAGAGACUGCUACCAGAAUGUGCUUUUCCCAGGGGGCCCACAAACCUGGAACCAAUUUAACUACACAUCAUUGGGGUGGCACUGUGGUCUAAACCACUGAGCCUCUUGGGCUUGGCGAUCAGAAGGUCCGUGGUUUAAAUCCCCGGUGAGCUCCCGUUGCUCUGUCCCAGGUCCUGCCAACCUAGCAGUUCAAAAGCAAGCCAGUGCAAGUAGAUAAAUAGGUACUGCUCCGGUGGAAAGGUAAACAACAUUUUCGUGCUCUCUGGUUUCCGUCAUGGUGUUGCGUUGCGCCAGAAGCGGGUUAGUCAUGCUGGCCACAUGAACCGGAAAGCUGUCUGUGGACAAAUACCGGCUUCCUUGGCCUGAAAGCGAGAUGAGCACCGCAACCCCAUAGUAGCCUUUGACUGGAUGUAACCAUUCAGGGGUCCUUUACCUUUACGUUUUACAUCAACAGUGGUUGGCGGCUGUUGGACACUGGUAGCAUGGAAAGCAGGGAGCCUGGCACUAGGUGGCGCCAGAGCCAAUGGGAGGCAGAGCAGACCGAUUAGCUGUACUCCUCGCUGAGUUCUACAAGGGCAGCAUCUCUUGAGUAGCAAUCAGGGGGAAGCAACAGGCACAAGAGGGCUGCACCUCUUAGGCCCUGCUUGUGGGCUUCAGUCGCUGUGGGAAAUGGGAUUCUGGGACUAGAUGGCCCUCUGUUUAGGCCCACCUCAGCUUCCUUUAUGUGAUAGGAAUGGAACCUCCAUCUCCAGGAGCAGUCUACCUCUGGUAUGAUCCAGCAAGGCUCCUCUGAUAUAUACCUACCUAUUUUAUAUUUUGCUCAUAUAUAUAUAGUUAGAUCAAAAACACAUAAUUCAAGAACAUAUCAGAAAUUGGGCAAUAGCAAAAAAGAUUUGGUUAAAUUAAAAUUAAACAUACCAAAAUAAGGUGCACAUUUGGGUUGUUGCAUUCACACUAGUAUUUGUCAUUGAGAAUAGCUUGAUAAUCUUCCAAGCUGGAAAACUUCACUCCUAGUGCCUUGAAACUGGGGCAAUGCUGCCGCCGCAUGGCUAAACUGUGCAUUGCAGUUCAGAGGCUGAAAUGGGAGCCCCCUUGGCCCACCCCACAUUUUGGCUUUUAGUAAAGCCUAUUGCCUUCCAUGGGGACCCAGGUGGCGCUGUGGUUAAACCACUCAGCCUAGG